Molecule: messenger RNA, 1495 nt
Organism: Leguminivora glycinivorella
Lineage: Eukaryota; Metazoa; Arthropoda; Insecta; Lepidoptera; Tortricidae
Gene: ppk17
Product: degenerin-like protein asic-1
Exons: 11
Coding region: 137-1495 (452 amino acids)
Biological process (GO): sodium ion transmembrane transport
Cellular component (GO): membrane
Molecular function (GO): ligand-gated sodium channel activity
Source: RefSeq, a predicted model, not a curated record
UAUCACCCUAAUCGUUAUUUACGAUUGCUAUAAACGCCUAUAACAUAUUAUAUCUCUUAGUGGUAGUUGUCUGGAGUAACUGCGGUUAAAUUCAGCCGUUUGGACGCAUUUUCACAUUGGAGGACGAUUGAGGAAAAUGUCGAAACUUUAUGCAGAGUCGGAAGCCCCGUCCGAGACGUUCAAGAAGAAAUGCUACCAGUGCCUGAAGGGACCCAACCUCAUCAAGACACUUGUUGUGCUGGUGUGCAGCUGCGUGGUCAUACAACAGAUAUCAGCAUGUGUGCGGAAACUGAUCAACAUCCCGAUCACGACGCACACACACUUCGACUUCAAUGAAACGCUCAUGUACCCCAGCCUUACAUUCUGUCGGGAACCACCGUACAAGUUCGACAAGAUGGAGGAAUAUGGCCUGUAUUCGCACCCUCGGUACACCUCCGUCUGGCGUAACUUCAACUUCUCCCACGUGAGCCUGGAUCACUUGUGGGAAGAUAUCACCUACAGCAGUGACGAGUUCUUCGUACAGUAUGGUUUCGAUGGGCUCACAGAAAAUGUGGAAGUGACAUCAAGUCUGGGCUUCGUGAUGGGCCGGUGUUACACUCUUACACCACGGGUGCUGAGCUCUAAAGCAUCCAAAAGCGUGGGGUACUCCUUGACCCUUCGCCACAACGCCAGGGACAUCGCUAACUCCAUCAGCACUACCCCGCCGGGUUAUCAUGUCUACGUCCAUUAUUCAAAGGAACCUUUUACUGAAGUGGCAGUAUACAACGGUGGUCUGGUUGACUAUCUGUACGUGAACACCGGUGAGACUAUAAGCGUGAAGCUAGCAGUGGACCAGUAUCAGAAGAUCAGUCGAGAUCACGAUCCUUGUGUGAACUGGGAGGAUUACAGUACAAAUGAGUGCACCACUAGGCACGUGUCACGUUUGGUAGGCGAGGCUGUUGGCUGCUCCGGACCUUGGAUGAUCAGUGAUCUUCCACGGUGUGACAACUAUAAUGACAUGAAGAGACUUAUCACGCAGUAUAUAAACACGUAUGAGGAUCACGGCUGCACCUGUUGCCCCCGGAUCUGUCGCUCAUACCUCUACAACGCCUACGUAUCGUUCCGGAGGAGCGACUACACAUGGGAUUCUAUGCAGAAGGUGUGGGCUCUAAACUCAGGUCUUGCCACUUUGGAGACUCAUCUGUACAUCAACUUUAACACUAUGAUGGUGUCCGUCUACGAAGAGCGAUACAACUAUGACUGGAACUUAUUCCUGUCCGACCUCGGUGGAAGUAUUGGAUUCCUUCUAGGCCUCUCCGUUAUCGGCCUCAUGUCAAUGUUUGGCAAGUUGUGGGGCAUUACAGUGCAACCUUUAAUCAAACCCAGGGACGCGAACAGUCCCGGGUCCACCGCCACAGCUGAUGUGAAGACCGUCUCUAAAGACCUGGCCAUGGACCUGGACUAUUUGAAGAAAUGUCAAGAAUGGAAUAUGAAGAACGACUGUAAUGACAAAUGA